Messenger RNA from Varanus komodoensis (Komodo dragon), 2387 nucleotides. RefSeq names its product lateral signaling target protein 2 homolog. The coding region runs from base 66 to 1607 and encodes 513 amino acids. The transcript has 13 exons. The record is from RefSeq and is a predicted model, not a curated record. Gene Ontology annotation, cellular component: early endosome membrane. Gene Ontology annotation, molecular function: metal ion binding. Gene Ontology annotation, biological process: negative regulation of epidermal growth factor-activated receptor activity. Lineage: Eukaryota; Metazoa; Chordata; Lepidosauria; Squamata; Varanidae.
UGUGUUAGCUGGGACGCAAGAGGGUGAGGGCGCUUUCCCUGGCUGCUGCGCGCCCAGCCUGAGCCAUGCUGCCCGCUGCUGUCCGGAGGUGGCUGCACAGACCCAAGCGUUCUGAUCCCAGACUACUAUCACAGUUUUUCUAUGCUGAUGAGCGAGUGACUCGAGUGGUAACCGAAAUCAACUGCCUGGAUGUAGAGACAGAUCCCCAGCAAUAUCUGGUGCUGCUAAACCAAUUACAUCUCAGCCAGGCCGAACUGCUGUCUAUCAUAGAGCGGAUCAUGGAUGAGUGCAUCCCCAAGGAACGUCACGGCCGUGACUAUGUCAUCAAAUUCCCCGAAGACCUGCUUGUGGACAACCUCCGGAACCACCUGCUGUUUGCUGCUGAGUGUCUCAUGGCACGCACCUAUAUUGAUGUGGAUGAGGCAGAUGGAGUACGGCUACGACCUCUGGCAAAGGAUCUGCUAUGCAGCUUGGAGCUGGUGCGGACGGUACUCCGGGAGCAAAGCCUGAACCAACCUGGCCCCUUUUCAGAGCCGGUCCAUAGGGCAUUGAUCCGUUUUGAUGUGCUCUUUGCUGAGUUUGAGCUGAGCUACGUGUCGUCACUUGUCUCAGUGAAGUCACCUGAAGAGAUCUAUAGGCAGCAGGAGAUUAUUGUGCUCUUCUGUGAAACUGUAGCCAGAGCUCUGAAAUGUGGCUACUUGACUCAGGAGAUGAUUGAUGGUUAUGAGCCACAGCUGAUGUUCACCAUUCCACGCCUGGCCAUUAUUAGUGGUCUUCUGAUCUAUCCUGAUGGACCCCUCAACUUGGAGCGGAGGCCUGAGGAGAUUUCCCGAGUUUUCAGCCCCUUCUAUGUCUUGCUUAGAAAAAUCAGGGAUUUGCUGCGGGUGCUGACCAAGGACGAACUGUACAAGUUGGAGAAGCGGGUGCUGAAUCAGAGUGCUGUGGAUUCACAGCCCUCCGGUGCUGUAGACUCUCCUGAUUUGGGGGGCUUUGCAACUCCAUGUGGCUGCCUGUCUGUCUCAAGGCAUCUGGGGCAAGAUUUUAACAGUACCAAAGUAGCAGCAAUUACAGACUCCCCACGGAGUGCCCGGUGGCUGGAAUUACGAGCCCGUUACAGCAGUACAGAGGACAUGAUCCACACGUUGUUUGUCUGCAUCUCUGGAGUGGCAGACCAGCUCCAAACCAACUUUGCUAGUGACCUGCGUGCGAUUCUGAAGAGCGUGUUUAAGAUUGUGACAACCCAGAUGGAGGAAGUGGAGGUGACCGACUCCAGCCAAGUGGAAGUCUGUUUGGCUCCAACAGCACCUCAUCAGGCAGACUGUGCUCUCUGUUCCAGUAGUAGGGAAGACACUGGGAGAGAAGAUGGGUUGAUGCCACCAGACUGGGUGCCAGACAGCACUUGCAGCCACUGUAUGGCUUGCCAAGCACCGUUCACUUUUCUUCGUCGACGGCAUCAUUGCCGGAGUUGUGGAAAGAUCUUCUGCUCUCGCUGCUCAUCACACUUGGCGCCUCUGCCCCAUUUCAGGCAACUGAACCCAGUUCGCGUUUGUACACACUGCUACACCACCCACUUGCCUUCCACUAGCAAAAAUGACCACUGCUUAUGAGCGCAACCUCUGAAUUUGGUCUUCAUCGAAUGCCACCAGUGCCUGAACAAACAUAAGAUUGGAAGGCAGCUGCAGCCUGUAUCACCAGCAGAGGACCGUGGGAGCAUCCACACGUGUGACAUGACUUGUUAGGAUGCAUUUGGGAGGGAGCUCUCCAAAGGGCUUUGGUGGCCAGGGCUUAUAGGGUGGCAUAUGUGGAAGAGGGGACUCCAGGUUUUAUAGCUGGGGCUGAAAUCUUCCUUGUUUAAUACCACUUGGGGGUCAUUUGGCUGAAACUAGAAUUCACUGCAGAAGAAGUGUGGGGAAACUCUUGUGUAUGCCAUAAAGGCUUACUUCCCCCAAAUACUCUGUUAUUGUGAUGGAGUGAACUCUGGCCCAUGUAGAGAUGGCCUGGUGCUGGUUGCCUGGCUUCUGCUGGAGCCUGAGGAUAGUUUUCUGUUUUGUUUUUAACAAAUGUGUAAAUAUGCAUUACCAAAUUAAGUGAUGUAAGUGCAAUAAGGGCUUUAGGGUGCCUUUGACUUGAUCUAAAAGGCAAGAUCUUGUAUCUGAUUACAACUGCCUUGUAGAGGAUUGCCGUACUAUUUUUGCUCACCAGCUUCUAAUGUAGGGAAGGGCUGCAAAAAUCUACCUAUGCAAUGUAGUUCCUGUAAAACUCUCCUGCAACAAUUGUCAUGUGGAAGAUGCUUUGGAAACCUCUCUGAGAGACUUGCAACUCCUUCUUGACACCAGCCUGAGCUGGUUAUUUUCCUGAAUACUUGAAUAAAUGAUUUCUUCUUCUUA